Molecule: messenger RNA, 7177 nt
Organism: Planococcus citri (citrus mealybug)
Lineage: Eukaryota; Metazoa; Arthropoda; Insecta; Hemiptera; Pseudococcidae
Product: limbic system-associated membrane protein-like
Exons: 6
Coding region: 1-855 (284 amino acids)
Biological process (GO): synapse organization
Cellular component (GO): neuron projection membrane
Source: RefSeq, a predicted model, not a curated record
AUGACUGAUGAGGAAAAACAGAGAUCACUCAAAGGAGACGAAUACGCGAUACGAUGCGAGAACAGUCACGUCAUAAGGCACAGACAUAAAAAACCUCCUACCAAAGAUUGUUUGUCUUCCAGUUCGUCGAUUUUUGUGACGAAAAAUCUUACAAUAAUCACAGCUCAAACGGGAUCCACCGCUAUAUUGCCCUGCGUAUUGAUGGGAUUUGUUAAUGGCGUGGUAUCGUGGAAGCGUUUGAAAGAUUACACGUUAUUAACUGUUGGUUCUACUCGUUAUACCACAAGCAAUCGUUUUGUUCCUGAGCAAGUUAAAUCGCAAAACGUUCAGCACUGGAGGCUGUUGAUUAAAUUUGUCGAACAUAACGAUGCCGGUAUGUACGAAUGUCAAGUAUCAACCUAUCCUCCGGCUUACAUUCAUAUGCGGCUCAAAGUUAUAGACGCUUACGCGAUGAUCAACGGGUCGCCCGAGUUGUAUAUAAAGAACGGUAGCGAGAUGCAUUUAACGUGUAAAUUUAUUCAAUCGACUGAAGAACCAAGUUUCGUGUUUUGGUAUCACGAAAACAUGAUGAUCAAUUUCGACCAAUACAGAGGCAUUAGUACGUUUAAGAAUAAGUCCACCAGUAGCCUGACCAUAGCUACGAUCAAUCAUUCGCAUUCCGGUAACUACAGCUGUGUACCGUCCAACAUGAAGCCGGCUAGUAUUUCUGUACAUAUAUUAGAUGAUGAGAAGCCAGCAGCCAUGCACACGGACAACAGAAAUUUCGCGCCAACCGUUACCAAACCAAAGAUAUAUUCUGCAUUUGUGAUAAUCAUGUACAUUUCAUUUUCUUUUUUUUACUUAUUUCUCUUUUAAUGUGAAUAUUUGUAUGCUGAAAACGUUCGUUCGUUCGUUCGUUCGUUCAUUCAUUCGUUCGUUUGUUUGUUGUUUGUUUUUUUUUCUAGCCCCUCUGUCUACCCCUCCUCCCUCUCUCUCGCCUCCCCCUCCACUCUUCUCUCUGUGGUCUCUCGUAGUACUCGGGAUACCGAAAAGAAAAAAAAAUAACCCAUGUAAUUAUUCGAAAUUGAAAAAAACAUAAUCAAAUUUCUUUAUUGUAUACAUAAUAUGUUGUAUAUAUAUAACUUCGUAGUAGCGUAUUAUUGUUGUACGUAAUUUUUUUUCUAGUCGUAUGCGAAAAAAAAGAAGAAAAAAAAAGGUGAACGAACUCCACUUUUUAAUGUGUAUUUUUAUUAUUCUUUUUCGUCUUUCUUAUUUGAAUAUUUUGUAUAUAUAUUUAGAUUUUUUCGCCAUGUUCAACUCGAUUUUUAUCGUUGAUAUGUUUCAUGUACGUCUGUCUAUACGAGUAUUAUUGUGUUAACUUAUGAAUUAUACUUGGUAAAUUUCUCAUCGUCAUUAGGAAAACGUAACGUGUCAGACGGGUCAUUUCAUUGUGAUUUGCUCGCCGAGAACGAGGAGAUUCCGGUAAAUAAAUCAAGCAUGUGGUAAAUUGUUGUGGAAAAUUUUCAUAAUCGAUUAAUUAUUCUGACAGGGUGAUCAGAGUUGUCGAAGUUGUUGGGAGUUGUUUGCUUUGACGAGCAAAGGUAGUGAAAAUUACGUAGGUGUAGGUACCUAUCGAGUGAAGGAAGUUCAUGCAACUUUCUACCUAUCCUUUCGGUGGAACUUUGAAAUGGGUGCUAUUGUUUGAACCACCUUGUAUGCUAAAUUAAGAAUGGCCAUUUUUAUGCAUGAAACAAUUUCAUUCCCGAAAUUCUGUUUAAAGACUAAUAAUUGAACAAAGCCAAAAUCGAAAGAGCAUGUCCUAAAGCCCCCCCCCCCCAUUUUUUUGAACUGAACACAGCUACAUCGAAAGAGCCUGCAAAAAUUCAUCACCAGCCUAAAUUUUAAAAGCCAAAGUGCAUCUUUCGUUUUUUAGUGAAUUUUUAAGAAUCAAAUUUAAGCCAAAAGUGAGAAAAAAUUCAAAAUUUUACUAAAUUGACCUAGGGUGACAAAAAAUGGGAUCUACCCUAUUUUCGAUCUGCCAAGUCGAUUGGAAAUGGUUUCAAAUCGUUUUGAGCAGUUCUGGAGGCUCCAGAAAAUGUUUUCAACUUGGUAUUUCCAGAAAAUUUCAUCAAAAUGAAGAUUGGAAAUCCGAAAUUCACGCUGCACUCCUCUUAAACCCACUUCAAGUCAAUUUCAGGGCGAUUUAAAGUCAUUUUGGAAUCUCCAGCGACUUCUUGAAAAUUACUGGAGCCUCCAGCAGAUUUUUCAAUACUAGAAAUUUCCAUAAAAUUUCACGAAAUGGAGUUGAUAAGCUGAAAUUUACUCAAAGUUUGUUCGGAUAGAUUUUGGGGCAUUUUUUGUAAAACAUAAGAUUCUAAAAUCCGCUGGAGGCUCCAAAAUGACUUGGACCCACCUGCAGUCGACAUGAUGAUGUGUUGAAAUUGGAGUGCAGAGUAAAUUUUGGAUUUCUAGCUCUGUUUGGUAAAAUUUUACGAAAUUUCGAGUGUUGAAAAAUCUGCUGGAGGCUCCAGUAAUUUCCAAAAAGUUGCUGGAGGCUCCAAAACGACUUGAAAUUUACCUGCAGUCGAUUUAGUAGCAUAUUGAAAUUAGUUUACAGAAUAUAUUUCGGCUUUCCAGUUGCAUUUGAUGAAAUUUUGCAGAAAUUCCAAGUUUCUAAAAUUUACUGGAGGCUCCAAAAUAACUUAAAUUCACUAGCAGUCGACUUGAUAGCAUGUUUAAAUUGAAGUACAGUUUAAAAUUCAGAUUUCCAACUUAAUUUGAUGAAUUUUGUGGAAAUUUCAAGUUUCAAAAAUUUACUGGAGGCUCCAGAACUGCUCAAAAUGGUUUGAAACCGUUUCCAAUCGAUUUAGCAGGUUGAAAAUAGUGUAUAUCUCAAAUGUCAGCUUUUUAGGUCAAUCUGGUACAAUUUUGAUUUUUUCCCUCAUUUUUGGCUCAAAUUUGAUUUUCAAAAAUUCACCAAAAAUCGAAAAAUGCACUUGGGACUUGAAAUCUGGGCUGGUUAUGAACUUUUUCAGACAAUUUCAUCUAGCUUUGUCCAGUUCAAAAAAUUUCAUGCGAAGAAAAAUCUGCUUCUUCAUCUAAGACUCUACUGAAAAGUGGCCAGUAGGAGAUAACUUCAGUUUGAACUAUUUGAAUUUACGAUUGUCCAUUUUUCGACAUCAUUUCUACUUUAAUGUUAUCCGAAAUGAAAAUUCCAUUGCUUCUUCACAAGGUCGGUUUUGAAUUUUUUUUCAAUUCAAAUUUUUUGAUUUUUUGAAAUUGAGCAAAGAGUAGCAAAAUAUGUUUGUGAAAUGGGCUUGAAAUAAAAAUGAUUGAGUUGGGUAUUUUUGAUUGUUCUUUUCUUAGAGUAAAUUCUCAUACCUUUAAAGUCUUGACUUGUGGGAAAAUCAAUGAUGAUUUUUUUCUGCUCUGAGAAAUUUAUUCCCAUUUAGGUAUUUUUUUUUUUUUUUGGAAAUUCAAAUGAACGUACCAUAUGAGAAUACGGAUUGUCAUUGCCGGUAUUUUUCUUUGCCUUUUUACGUUUCGGUUCGUCUGGAUCUACUGUUACUGUAACAUUGCUUUUGUGAUUAAUCCGGUAAUGUUCACCCUGAGUCCAAAAGAACCAUAACUAGGGAAGUAUUCCAAAACACACACCGAUUUUUAAACUGGAUUAAGGGGAAUCGAAAGAGGACCCCCAAAUACACCAAAAAAUUUUCACAUGCUGAAAUUUUUUUUCGAUUUUUGGAGAGUAUUUAAAAAUUUCAAUUUGGGUGAUUUCUCAUGAAAAAAAAACCAUACAAUUCGACUAAAUUAACAAAAAUAUCCUUAAUUUGAAUUGUACACGAUUUUUAACCUCCUGAGUCGAUUAUUUAAAGAGUCUCUAGUUGAUUUUCAGAUUCUCCAGUUUUCAAAAAAAAAAAAAAAAAAAAAAAAAAAAACUGUAGUUACACUAAGUAGGGUGAAAAUGAAAUUCAGUAGCUACACUUACUCAGAUUUACCAUCUUUGUGGAUCUUUUGAUAGAUUUGAGCACAUAUUUUGAAGGUUCGAAUUGAAUAUUUUAUCCGGCGAUUAAUUCUGAAAAGAAUUAUUUAAUAAUUCAUCGUUGUUUUUAUUUCAAUCGGUCCAAGAAUAUCUUGAAAAUAUUUCAUAAAUCGAUCGAAAGUGUUACAAAGAUGGUUAGUUUGAGUAUUAGAGAUUGAAUUUCAUUUUCAUCCACUUAGAUACUUACAGAGUUUUUUUGUCUCGGAAACUGGAGCGUACGAAAAUUUGCUGGAAGCUCCAGAACAGUUCGAAACCAUCACCAAUCGACUCGGUAGGUUGAAAAUGGUGUAUAAACCAUAUUUUCAGCUUUUUAUGUCAAUUUGAUAAAAUUUUGAUUUUUUUUUUACAUGAAAAAUGAGCCUUUUGAGUUUUUAAAAAUUCGUCAAAAAUCAAAAAAUGAAUUUCAGAACCUGUAAUUUUUUCUGGUGGUGUAUUUUGGACCUUUUUUUUGGUUCUCCGUUGUCUGAUUCAAAAUUUUUUGCACCGGUUGGGAUAUUUCCAUGGUGAGCGUAUAUCGACGUUUGUAUGAAAAAAAAAAAAAAGGUACAUAAUGAAUAAAUUAUCAUUUGAUCGUGUUGAAAUUCCAAUAGGAAACCGGGGUGAGAUUUUUCUUAUCAAUAUGUAACUUAUUGAACUUGUCUCAAAAUUGCCUUCAAUUUUUCGUUCGAGAGCCCUGCAAACUCUGAAUGAUAUCUCCCGUCAAAUAGGUAUUCAUCUUCGAGUAAUAGGUUUGAAUUUCAAAAAAAAAAAAGCUGUCAUUUCAGUUUGUUAAUUUUUAGAUCCUUUCAUUGUUGAAAUUUCGAUUCGAGGAAAAAUCGAGGAAUGUAAAAUUACUUACUCGUAUUUGUGAAAAUUAGAUUGAGCAAUCUGCGUAGAAGAUGGUUCGCUUUGGUUGCUUGAAGGGAAAAACUUCCGUCGGCCUAUUGAACAAUAUUGAUCUUAUUGUAAGUAGCCUCCGAGUUGAAACUAAUUGUUUAGAAAUUGAAGAGCUAGGGAAGGUUUUUUCCUGAAAAAAAUACUUCAUAUUUUACUACUGCUUUUUCAUCCAGUGAACCAUUUUGGAAGUACAUAUUCGCAUGAACGAAGAACUUAUGUGAAGUUUUUAAACUUUUCAAUUGAAAAAUGAGCCCCAAUUUUUAGAACUCUUUGAAAUGGGAAUUUUUAUUUUCAUUUUAUACCUAAUAAAAAUCUUAGCUGUCGAUUGCACCGUUGAAACAGUGCAAUUGAGUGAUUUUUUUGUCCAGUUAUACUUUCUGUUUUUUUUUUUUUUUACUUCCCCAAUAUCUUGGGAGACUCUUUCUCUAGAUGAGAAAUCGUAAUGGAAGUAUUUUUGGAUUACAUUUUCUUUUUGGACAAACUGUGGAAAAUUCCGGUCACCAACACUUUUUUCUUCAGUUCAAAGUUGACUGAUGAAAUUGAAACAAAGGCAUACUAUUUUGAAUAAAAAUACUUACCAAUAUAAAAAUGAAUCAUCGUAUCCAUUCCACUAAAAUCAUUGUAUGUUUACUGCGGACAAGACCGCAAAUUAAAAGCAGCAUCUUCAUUCGAGACAAGAUAUUCCCCCCCCCCACAUCAUCCGAAGUCGUAGAAUAUCAUUUUAUUUGAUUGUGACUGAAUUGUCAUCUCAAAAGUCUCUGAACUCGUUUUUUUUUCCUAAGAGAAAAUUCUUUUCUCGUCUCCAAAUUAAAUUAGUCAUUUUACAUUAAAACCCUAAAAAAUGAAAAUGAAAACCAAAAAAUUGAAAUAGACAUUUUUGACAUUUUUUGUUUCUGUGUUGAAAUUGCACUGGGUAAUCUUUUUUUUAGCGAAAGAAAACUCCUCGUGGCCCUUCAAACAUGUUAAUUCUAAUUUUUAAAAAAAUAUAAAUUGAAUAAAAUCGUUCAAAAAUUAAGGGUCAGUUGGGUGAUUUUCUUUGAAAAAUAAAUCAUUUGGAGCUAUUUUACUCGUAUCACUAAUGUGAAAAAACUUUCAAUUUCUAUUUUUUGUGUAUUUUUUUGAUUUUUUGAAUUUUAAACUUUUUGAGGAUUUGAGAGUACAAACUAGUGUAACUUGGAGAUCUGGGGAAGAUUUUGACUUUUUCUUAGAAAGAAGGUUGUUCUGAAAAAAUCUACAGUAAAUAGGUACCUACAUUUGGGAAUUUCAAGUAAAAAAUUAGUUCUUUUUGAUUUUUUAAAUUUGGAGAAAAUCAAAAAAUGAGUCAUCAUUUUCUCGUAAAACCCAACAAUAUUUUCACCAUAUUCGUCAUCCGUGGUUUUUCGAUUUUUUAAAAUCGAAUAAACAUAGAAAAAUACUAAAGCCAGCAUCGACUCCAGUAAAUUGUAGAAAUACCUAGGUAUCUAAUAUACUUAGAGGAUGUUCUUAAUUUUUUUUUGUUUUUUUUUUUUUGAAAUUGUAGCUGAAUAAUCAAACUCGUCGAGAUUUUGUUUUUUAAUAAGUAAUUCCAAGUUCUGAUUCUGAAUAUUGAAGACCACACUUUGUAUUAAUUGUCUAUUUUCGAAUAUUUCAUUAUUUGUUUUAUGAAUUGUCUGGCCCAUGAAUUUUUAAGUCGUGAGAAAAACAGGAAAUAUAAAAUUGCUUACUUGUAAAAGUAAGAGUUACUGUGUUUGUGGUAAACUCUUUUUUGGCAUAUUGGUUCCAUUCAAGGAUCGCCCAAGAGUUGAUUUAUUUACAAAUCAGAAGAGUCUGGAUCUGCAAGCAAAAUCAAUGAUUUAAUCUGACUCGACGUUUUUGCGAAUGUUCUCGAUUAAUUUCUUUUUCAAUAAUCCGAACAUAUCAUGUUCAUUUUAUUGUGUUUCAUUUUACUCAUACUUGUAAAAAAAAUAUCUGUAUUUUAUCAUAAAAAAAGAAAGAAAAAUAAACUGUCAGAUAGGUAAUUUGGAAAAAGGCUGGAUGCAAAAUCUAGUCUCGAAAUGAUAUUUGCAUUUUAAUGCGAAAUCAAUAUAGCAAUAAAUUAAACCGAACAUAUCCUUUAAAUUCGUGUAAUACAGUUACCUGCCCAUAAAUGUUAUUUCUACCUAUGUUAUUAAUCAUAUCAACGAAUUGAAUAUCUUCCUUCGUAACGUUAACAUUUAUCUCUAUUUAAUACGCCUUUAAUUUUGAUCGCUUUCCUCCUUUUUUUAUUUAAAUUGUAAAUAUAUGUUACAGAUUGUUCUUAAA